AUGGCUAACGUCAGAUGCGCUAUCGUCGUAAGUACGUGUCUUUUAUGGCUUACUCCAUUUGUUUUCUGCGAAUUCCCGUCAUGCCUCACUACCACUCCAUCGGAAAGUAUCUCAUUAAACGUAGACUGCAAAAGAAUAGACACGAGCGUUGAGGUAUCCAACAACUGUGCAGGUUCCGUGCGCCUCUAUGCUUUCUUCGAACCAAUUGAGACGGGGAUGCGAUCAAUGUUUUACAAGGUGAAGCAAGGAGCCACAGCCAGCAUAAUCCUGUCACGUGCGAUUCGAAAAUGGACGUGGAAUGGAUUGCUGAACGAAGCGGCGGUGGUGAUCUACGCGUGGACGAAUCUAAAAGACCCACGUCUGGAGCAAAUCUGGCAAAAAACCCUUAACGGCACUCUUUCAUGUGCAUAA
Necator americanus (New World hookworm) is the source of this 411-nucleotide messenger RNA. RefSeq lists its product as uncharacterized. The coding region runs from base 1 to 411 and encodes 136 amino acids. Lineage: Eukaryota; Metazoa; Nematoda; Chromadorea; Rhabditida; Ancylostomatidae. The transcript has 3 exons. The record is from RefSeq and is a predicted model, not a curated record.